AUGAACAACACCGCCGGCGGCGGCGGCGGCGGCACGGGACACGGAGGCAGCCAUCAUCAAGCGCGCGGCACCAGUGGCGGCGUCGUCCAGCAGCCGCACCAGCGACAUGGAAGCCUGUCCAACCGACCGGAUCUCAAGCCCGCCCCGAGCGGCUCCAGCCUGCGAGAGCAGGCCGCGCACCAGUCGUCCGCCGUCAUCACGACGAAUGGCGCCUCCAUCGCCAAGCCCCAGCCAGCGGUGUUCUGGAACGACAAGCAAUCGCUCGACCAGUCGCGCCCGCAGGAGCAGACAUUCUACAACGACGUCACGCCGCCCCCCUCGCCGUCGUACGGCGGCGGUAGCAAGAACAGCUUCUCCAUAGGCUACCCGUCGCUCAAAGGGCCGGCGCCCCUCGGUCUGCAGACCAUGAUGAGCGCAGGGUCGCGGGAUGGCGGUCCUGGGGGCUACGACUACCGAUGGGAUCACGUCGCGCCGCAAGCGCCGAUACCGCAGUCGGACAGGACAUGCGGCCUGACGAAGAAGUUCUUCUGGAUCGCUGUGGGCGUCGCCAUUGGGCUGUUGCUUGCGGUCGCCAUUGGCCUCGGCGUUGGGCUCUCUGCGAAACCAGACAGCAGCAGUAGCCACGACUCUGGUGGCUCGGACGGCGCGUCCGCAACACAGACUAUGCCGGCUGCCACCGAUGCCGAGGGCGGUGCGUCUGCCACGACCAUCCUCGUGCCGACAGCCACCUCCGCAAACAGCGACGAGGCGAGCGAGGCAUGCCCUGCCGCCAACGACACCACCUUUGCCGUUCCCAACUCACCCAAGACGUUUCGUCGCUUCUGCGGCAUCGACUACCGCGCGCAACAGGGCACCACCGACCUCGCCACCGUCUGGACGGCCUCCAUGCAGGACUGCAUGGUCAACUGCGCCGGCUUCGACGGGUGCACGGCCUGCGCAUGGGGCGCGCAAGAGGGCGACAACUACCGAGACAAUCACCGAUGCUACCUCAAGACCGACCUGGGCGAGAGCCAAGAGGUCAGGGCCGGGUGGGACUUUGCCAUUCUGGAGGAAUAG
Emericellopsis cladophorae is the source of this 1056-nucleotide messenger RNA. RefSeq lists its product as uncharacterized. The record is from RefSeq and is a predicted model, not a curated record. The transcript is spliced from 2 exons. Lineage: Eukaryota; Fungi; Ascomycota; Sordariomycetes; Hypocreales; Bionectriaceae. Bases 1 to 1056 code for a protein of 351 amino acids.